Messenger RNA from Zonotrichia albicollis (white-throated sparrow), 6226 nucleotides. The record is from RefSeq and is a predicted model, not a curated record. Lineage: Eukaryota; Metazoa; Chordata; Aves; Passeriformes; Passerellidae.
GCCAUCAGGGCUCCAAGGAUGUUGUGGUGGAGCCAUGGAAGAUAAAAGCUGACAGAUAAAGCUGAAAACAAAAAGAUAUUCGUGUAGUUUUGGGCAAAACAGAACUGUUGGCACCAUGCUGGUUAAAUUCUGAUGUGAUUAACUGCCUUUACUGCUUUGUCUCCUUUCUAUUUAUUUCAGAGAUCUGUCUGGGAUGCUGUAGGAUGGCUCCUCAUCCUCCUGCUAGCCAGGAUUGCCUUUCAACAUCAGCUGAAGGACCCACAGUAAGGCCUGAUCAUUCUCAGUUGGUAACUGCAAAUGGAGACCCAAGGCUUGAGGUGCAAGCUGCAGAGCUGUGAAAAACCCCACUCAGUGUGUCCUGCAGACUUCUCUGUGGCAGGUUUUGGAAGCACAGCUCAUGGAGGAGAUGAUGAAUGUCACUGCACAUCAUCAGUGAAACAGUCUGGCUCAUCCUCUUGGCUCUGGCUGCCACAGAAGGGUCCUUCCUGGAAUCUCUGUGACAAACCUGGAUGGAACAGAUACUAAAGAGCUCCAAGGAAUCAGGAGAGAAUGUGUGGCCCUUCCAUAGCGCUGCUCUCCUGCCCGGCAAUCCCUUUGCCUGGGCAUUUCCAAGUAGGAGCUUGGUAGGUGCUGUGUAUCUGCCAUGGCAAAGGUUUCCCUUUUCUCCUUGGCUAACAAAAGGCUCUGUCAAGUUAACAGAAGGAUGAAGAGAAGUAACACCAGGUAUGUAUCUAAAUAAAGCAGGAGAAGAACUGUUACAGAGGAGACAAUACACAAAAAGGAGAGAAAGGAAGAGAAGCAUCUGAUUUUCAGCAGCUCCUCACAGGACCCUGUGGUUGUCCCACUCCUGCAGCUAAAAAUGGGACUGCACUUCUCUGAUCUUCUCUGAUUUCACUCUCCAGUCAGUCAGGAGCAGAGAGGAAAGCACUAUGAGGCCACAUUUUCCCAAGUGUAAGACAGAACAGGAUGAUUUAUACCACUCAAGAAGCAGGCUUAUGUCUUGCAUUCCCUGCAGCACUUUUCAGCCCAAAGGAUGCCAAAUGGCACAUUUGUCCUGCCAGAGAUGUCAAGAGCAAUGGUUUCUGAUGUUAAGGCAGUGGGAAGAGUAUGGGAAAGUCCUUUACCAAGAAAUAUUUCACUUCUGGCCCUAAAAUUAGUGGAUCCCCACGGAGAUGUGAUUCUGUAAUUCAUUUCUCUGCAGGGCCUGAGUUUUGCUGCCAGAUGUGACGUGCUGAGAUAAUAUGCCUGCAAUUUUUUUUUUGCCAGGGGUAUGGAGAGGAAUUUGGGCUUUGUGAUUCUUGUGUUUCUUUCUCUGGAGCAGUGGAGAGUCCUUGAAUGCUCCUAUUCCUGGCAGCUGUCAGGGACAGGAGCUGGAGAAGCUGCUUUUCUGAUGGGAGGCCAACUAGCCACGAGUUUCAUAAAUUACCUCUUCACCUGUCUGCAGUGCUGCCCCGCUCCUUGGAGGACCAGCUCUGUGAGAGAUUCCCAGUCAAGGAACAGAACUUUUUUCUUCAUUUCCAUCAAACAAAUUUUAAAAGGGGCGGGGGGAAAUUCCACAUCUUAGCCCAGAAGUGGUGUCAGUCUGUCUCUCUGUCUGUCAGCUCCGGGGUGAUGUGCUAGGCUUCCUGCUGGGGUGGCACAGACAAAAGGCUGCUCAGGGAGGCAUUUGGAUAAAGGAUCCCUGCUUCUUUCCAGCCUGUGUAACUCCAGAUGAUGUUUCCAGCCAUUGUUGCUGGGAGUGUAUUUUUCUGUGUUUUUUUAAAAUUCUCACAAAUGAAGAGGCUCAUGAGUGUUCUCAGCAUUGUGUGGCUGAGGAAGGAAAGCUGGGAGCAGAGCAUUUCAGUGGGAUGGGGUGAAUGUGAAGAGCUCGAGGAGCAGAAAAGGCUGUGUGAUGGCAGAUUUGGUCUGCUCCUCUCUGUUCAGGGAGAUUUAUUAUCACCCAGAGCUGUGGCCAGAGGGAACAACUCAAAGCCAAGCCCUCACUAUGCUUACAGGAGGAUCUGAAACAGGUCCCAGCAUCCAGAGCCUGUAACAGGGUCAGAUUCAGAGCACUUUGCCCUCACCUCCCAGUGAUUGCUCCAGUCAAAGACAUUCCAUGGGUGUGGGCACUGCUGGAGGACUCUCCCCCUGGUCCCAUUACCAACUGGGAGAGGGGGAAAUAAUCUGGUUUGGACCCAUGUCAUCUACUGGCCCUCCACAGAUCCAAGGCAGUUUCUUUAUAGGGGCCUGAGCUGGCUGGGCUGGACACCAAGCACACAAAUCAACACUAAUGAAAAGCUGACAGGGUUUGCAAUCUCUGUGGGCACUGAGCAGUCACUUGCUCAUUCCACCAUCAAAACCACUGUGUCUUUCCCUCCUGGAGCAUUUCACCCCAUGGAGAGAACAGGCUCACAAAGCUGCUCCCUCACUCCUGGCACACUUCACUGGGGCUUUGCUCUGUGAAUGUCCAAGAACUCUGGGCAUUCUUGAAAGUGCCACUGUAUCAGAUGUGGGGGCUUUGCUUCAACAAACACUGUUGUCUCUGGCUGCUUGUUUAGUUUUUGAGAGAAGGUUUGGUGCAGAAGGGAAGGAACUGGCUGGAAAAUGGCCAGUGAGUGUGGAAUUAUGGCAAGCUUGGGAGUUUCUGGGCUAUCAGUUUCAUUUGGUAAAAACAAGACAAACAGCUGUUCAAAGUUUUCUCUUGUAAUUUCUUCCCCUCCAGAUUCCCAGCCUGAAUGCAUUUGUUUCUGAAGAUGACUGCUGAACAGGGAGGGAAAAAACAAGAACCUAAGGUUGCCAAGCCUUUGCUUGCCCCAAGGCAUGACCACUGAGCAGCUGCAUGCUACAGACAAUGUCAUUCUUUUUCUCCCCCACUUAUAACUCAGUUCUUACAUCAUCAAAUAAUACUGUGAACAUAUCCAAACACCCCCAGCUUCUUUAGCAGCUUUAUUCCAUUGAUUUCCAGUCAAACAUUGGUUUUGGUAGGUUGUAGGCAUCACUGAAAGACAAGUUUAUCCUGCAGCUAAGAUUCAUUGAUCUGUAGACCAGUUCUGUUUCUGAGCACAUCUUGUGAUGUUCUGUUCUGUGGAGCAGAGACAUGGGAGAGUGGAAAGCACACAAGGCACAGGCAAGCAAACAAGAUUUGGUGCACAGCCCAGUGAAGAACGUGCACACAGAAAAGUUUAUGGCACAGUUCAAAUGCCAGCUUGCCCGCUGACACCCUCAACACACACAGUGUAGGAUUUAAUGACAAAUCAAGUUUGCUUAUGAAUUAAAAAAAAAAAAAAACAAUAAAAAAACUCCAAACACCACUCUAGACAAAUCUGCCUUUUAUAUGUCCAGGAUGUAAUUAAGGAUUAGUGAAGUGCCUUUUAUAUGUCCAGGAUGUAAUUAAGGAUGAGUGAAGUGCACGUGGAAUUAAAUGGAUGUUGGAGAUCAGAAGGGCUGACAGAAAAUCAUCUUCACUCAAUGAUCCCAGGUGGAGUUUGUUUAAAUAAAAGAGUCAUCUUGUUUUUACAGUACUGAAGGAUGGAAGAACUUCUGCUGUGGGCAUUGAUGCUGAGACUGGACACACCAGCAGUGCUGGGCUUGGAGUCUCCACACCAUAAAUGAAGCAGCAUCUCCUGAGAUUGCAGUUCUGCCUCUUCCUUGGCAAUUCCAGCUCCUUGUUUGACUUGGCAAAGACAAAGGUUUUCAGGAAAUUGAACAUUUUCCAGCAUGCCCCAGAGACACAACAAGUGGACCCCCAAGAGCAACAGGGUUUGAACUGUUCUGAUAAUGGGAACUCCAGGAGCAUUUUAAAGGUGACUUUGGGAGGACACAUCACAAGCCUCAAUGAUGUGGUGGAGAGCACACCAAGAAAAGGAAAGGAGGAGCAGAAGGAAACAGUGAAACCAGUUAUGAGUGUUAAGGAAGAAAAGGGGAACAUGGCUGUGAAACCACCACCCCAGUUGGAGGGAAUCAAGGAGACAACAGUGAAAACAACCCCUGUGGUGCAGGAAAACAAGGGGAAAACAGUGAGGCCAGCUCCAUGGGUGGCAGAAGCCAAGGAAAAGACAACAGUGGAAUCACUUCCCUUGGAGAAGGGUGGCAAGGAGAAGGCAACAGUGAAACCAUCCUCUGGGGUGAAGGGAGCACAUGAGAACAACACAUCCCCAGACCAAGCAAGCCCCAAAGCUCCUCCUGCAUCAAUGAAAACUGUACCACCUACUCCUCAGGCUGCUGCUGUGACACAGAAGAGGAAACUGAGCGCUGUUAACUUCACAUCUGAGCCACAGUGGGAUUUUGAGGAUGAGUACCUGCUGGAUAGCUCAUCCCCAGCCUCGACCUGCUCUGAAUCAGUGAGGGCCAGGGCUGCCAAGUCUGCCUGGCUGAGGGAUCUUUUCCUGCCCAGCAUCACACUCUUCAUGGACAGGAGACACUUCAAUGACAGUGAAUGGAACCGCCUGGAGCAUUUUAUACCCCCCUAUGGCUUCAUGGACCUCAAUUAUUCACUGGUAAAGGAGGUCAUAUCCCUGCUGCCCCCAAAGCCCCACCAGCAGCUGCUCCUGGCCAACCAUGACAGCAGCAUGCCCACGUGCAUCAGCUGUGCUGUCGUGGGCAAUGGAGGAAUUCUGAAUAACUCUGGGAUGGGCCAGGAGAUUGACUCCCAUGACUAUGUCUUCAGGCUGAGUGGGGCUCUAAUCAAGGGCUAUGAAAAAGAUGUGGGAACAAAAACUUCCUUUUAUGGAUUCACAGCCUACUCCCUGGUUUCCUCUCUUCAGAUCUUGGGACACAGAGGGUUCAGGAACAUCCCACGGGACAAACAUGUCAGAUACAUUCACUUCCUGGAGGGAGCAAGAGACUAUGAGUGGCUGGAGGCUCUGCUGUUCAACAAGGACAUCAGGAAAGGAUUCCUGAACCUCAGCGGGCAGAAGCCCCGGCAGAAAUUUGAUGAAGAUUUCACAAUGGACAAAUACCUGGUGACUCACCCUGAUUUCCUCAGAUACAUGAAAAACAGGUUUUUAAAGUCUAAAAAUUUGCAAAAGCACUACUGGAGACUGUACAGACCCACAACAGGGGCCUUCCUGCUGCUGACUGCACUCCACCUCUGUGACCAGGUCAGUGCCUAUGGCUACAUCACAGAGGGGUAUGAGAAGUACUCAGAUCACUACUAUGACAAGAACUGGAAAAAGUUGAUUUUCUACAUUAACCAUGACUUCAACCUGGAGAAGCAGCUGUGGAAAAGGCUUCAUGAUGAGAAUAUAAUGAAACUUUACCUGAGAACCUGACUGCAGCCUGGGAAAUCUCAACAACACCUCACAGAGAACAGAAGAGGAUCACCAGAGCCAAGGUCAGCUCUGCACGGCUAGGCACAUUUCAUCCCCACAAAGACAUUUCCCUCCUUCAGCAGCUCUGUAAUUUCACAACACUUCAACAAAUGUGUGAAUGCUGCAGACCCAAAGACCAACAGGAAAUGCAGCCUGCAAAUAAAUCCCACCUGGCUGUGCUGCAGGGCUCUUGCUGGUUGUUGUAGGCAUGGGUAUUAUGAUAGCAGAAUCCAGGAUGGAUAUGGUCCUGUGUGUAAUUUCUCUCUUUCCAAGAAGAUGCUCCUCAGGCUGGGGCCACUUCUCUUCUGGGUGGAUCCUCUCCAUUUGCAAUGCCCAUUUUGGAGCUGGGUGUUGUCUAAACAAACUCCCUGAGGAGCUGGAAUGGAUGGAGGUGGAAACACAGAUUCUGCUUCAGGUUGACUUUAUUUCUUGGGGGGAGGGGGCUGCACUCACUCUGCUCCCUGGAGAUAAAAAGGAUGGACUGGACGCUUCCAGGUGACCAAUUUGAGAGACAAUGAGUUUCACUUCUGCUACCUAGAAUGGCCUUGCUCUGACACUUCCAGAGGAGCACUGCCAUCAACUCCAGGGCAGGCAGCUGCUCUCCAUGGUGCAGCACACCUCCUGUACCUGCUGUCUCUUGCCCAGGGCUCCCCUGGCUGCACAAAAUGUGAAUUUUGCGGCAUGGACCUGAUGUGCCAAGUCCUUGCACAGCUGGACUCGGUCAUGCUUGGCUCCCAGCUGUGUUUGUCCUGUUGGAGGUGGAAGCUCUCCAAGCCCAGGGAUGGAUGCCAUGUGUCAUUGCUGCUGGCUGAAGGGCCUGUCCCCCACGGUGCUGAGAGGGGCCCAGCUGCAGCCAGCACACCUGGGGUGUGUUGGCCUCCUGGAAGGGGUUUUGUAAGCAAAAUAAAUGGCACUGCUUUGGCCAAGCUGAUCUUUCA